Lucilia sericata (common green bottle fly) is the source of this 2162-nucleotide messenger RNA. Its product is annotated as membrane metallo-endopeptidase-like 1. NCBI's taxonomy places the organism in Eukaryota, Metazoa, Arthropoda, Insecta, Diptera, Calliphoridae. The coding region runs from base 248 to 2101 and encodes 617 amino acids. The transcript has a single exon. Gene Ontology annotation, biological process: protein processing. Gene Ontology annotation, cellular component: plasma membrane. Gene Ontology annotation, molecular function: metalloendopeptidase activity. The record is from RefSeq and is a predicted model, not a curated record.
UACGCUGUCUGUCAAAAUCCAUAAUAUCAAUUUGACAGUUAGAAUAUACUUUUUAGCAUGCAGUCAUUUUAUUAGUACAGUUUUAUUUUGGGUUACAUUUUGUUCUCUGCUGCUUUACCAGUACAAAUGAAUGUGUAACAGUGUGUGUAUGGGCAACACUGGUUUAAACCUACAACAACUACAGUGAGUACGUGCAAAAAAACAAAAACAAUAGGAAAAUAUUUAUAAAAACAAAAUAAAAUUCAUAAUGUUUAUAAAAUAUCUAUGGACGAUACUACUAUCACUCCAGCCCAAAACACAGGCUGAUCGAAAUGAUGUUAAUACUUUGGUGGAAAAUUCGAUAUUAACAUCUAUAAACUAUACUGCUAAUCCCUGCAAUGACUUCUAUGCUUAUGCCUGUGGUAAUUAUGCUGAGCAGCAUCGCACAAAGUACUAUCAGGAGAUGACCAGCUUAAUGGACUUUCAAUAUAAUCAAAUUAUUUUAAAUAUAAUAGAAUCUUGCCAUCAACAUGAUUAUCAAGUACCGGAUCAUUGUCAGUCGUUUAUUGAAAAGGCAAGAGUGUAUUUGAAGGCCUGUCGUAGCGAAACCAAAAGAAAUCUAAGAAGAUAUUUUGAGGACAUCAAACCAGCUGCACAAGUAAAUUGGCCUAUAUUGCAUAAAUUUACUAAGCCAUGGUCGGUGGUAACAUAUGAUGUUUGGAUGUUAUUAGGACAAUUACAGUCCUAUGGUUUAAAUAAUGUCUUGAUAAAUCAUGAGAUUUCGGUGGACAAAAAUGAAGAAUUAAGUAUAACAUUAGAACCAGCUUACAUCGAGAAUAAUAGCACCUUACCGGACAUAAAUAUUUUAGAAGUUUUACUAAUGGGCUUACAAGUUCGUAAACCUAAACAAAUUUUACAUAAUUUAAAAAAAUCUGAUGAACUGUUGCUUGAUAUUUUGGCACAUUUUGUUGAAGAAACUGAAGAAAUGCAGGAAAUUACAUAUAAAGACUUAAAGUUACUAUAUCCAAAACUUAAUUUAGAUGUAUAUCUUCAGGAACUAUUAAAUAUAACAUUAACAGCAGAUACUCCCAUUUUACUAAAGAAUCCCAAAUAUUUUCAAUACCUAAACAAUAAUAUGUGGCAGGAAUUACAAAAGCCCGAAUGGUGCAACUAUUUAAUGAUGAAAUUUCUUUUUUAUUUGGCCAUAGACAGUACGGCUGAGUUUAAAACUUUAGAUUGUGUAAAAGAUUUGAGAAAUAAAAUGGAUUUAGCUGUAAAUUACCUGUAUUAUACAGAAAGCUAUGCCUUCAAAGCUAAACUCUAUAAUGCAGCUGUCAAUGACAUCUUUGAAAGUAUAAAAGAACGAUUUAACAGAUUAUUCAAGAGCAAUCGCCUAAAUCUAACAGUGACACAAGUUCAAUUUCUUCAAUAUAAAUUACAAAAUAUGCGCUUAAAUAUAGGAAACCUACCCGCUGAUGUUACUUUUCAUAAAGUUGAAAAAUUUUAUGAAAAUCUACCAGCAUUGUAUAAGAAUAAUUACUACAAGAAUCACUUACUCUUGUUAAAACAUCGCUUUCUAAAGUCUCUACAUUAUGCGCCUAUACAGAGUCAUUUCAUUGUCAACGAUAAUCGCAUGGGUAGUACAUCGGGCGCAUUUUAUGUGAUCAAACAAAAUAUGAUUGUCUUACCAUUUGGCAGUCUAGCGUAUCCAUUAUUCGAUGCUAAAUAUAACGAUGACUACAAGUAUUCUAUUUUAGGUUUCAUAUUAGCGCAUGAGUUUACACAUGCCUUCGAUACUACCGGUCUAAAUUUCGAUGGCAUGGGUGAGUUAAUAAACGAAGAAAUUUCCGAUAUAUUGGAAAAUGAAAAUUUUCAAAAAUCCCUGGAUUGUUUGCAGUCACAACUACCCACCAAUAGUAUAGAUGAACGUAUGGCGGAUAUUGUUGGUAUAGAUGUUGUCUUUAAAAUCUUCAGUGAAAAGCAUCCAUUUGAGAUUCCUCUUAACCAGUUUCAAUAUUACUAUUUAAACUUAGCUCAGUUCUUUUGCGGCAAAAGUAAUAUUCAGUUUAUUGAUCAUGAUAGUGAUGCUCAGCGUUUGAAUCAGAUUUGUCAUGAAUUCUGAGGGAUCGCAUAUGCUUUCAAUGUCAUCGAAAAAGUAAAAUGAAUCCGAGGAAAAAGUGUCG